This is a messenger RNA of Nasonia vitripennis (jewel wasp), 4405 nucleotides long. It is a transcript of the gene Vha100-2, whose product is annotated as V-type proton ATPase 116 kDa subunit a. The record is from RefSeq and is a predicted model, not a curated record. Lineage: Eukaryota; Metazoa; Arthropoda; Insecta; Hymenoptera; Pteromalidae. Gene Ontology annotation, cellular component: plasma membrane; vacuolar proton-transporting V-type ATPase complex; vacuolar proton-transporting V-type ATPase, V0 domain. The transcript is spliced from 13 exons. Gene Ontology annotation, biological process: proton transmembrane transport; vacuolar acidification. Gene Ontology annotation, molecular function: proton-transporting ATPase activity, rotational mechanism; ATPase binding. Bases 945 to 3509 code for a protein of 854 amino acids.
ACUUUAAUCAAUGCCUUCCGAAAAAUCGAAAGCUAAAUAUAGAGCCGCAGCGAGACGUAGACGUAGACGGCCUCGUCAGGCGCAUACGCGCGAAAGAGGAAAAGCUUCAACUAUACGGGUGCCUCCAACAGUUGGGCCCAUUCAAAAUACAUGCAUCCAACAACACUACAGAGCAGAGCGAUGAGUCGCUCAUCCACGCAGACAUAUAGCCGACUCCUUUUGCGUCUUGGCAACGCGAAUCCACGUCGUCGUCGUCGUCGUCGUCGUCGUCGUCGUCGUCGACGUCGCUACCGCGCGACGUAACAGACUCGCACCGAAGAGCGCGCGCGGCUGAAGAACGAAUGGUUAUGUACCCCCAAGCCAAGAGAAGCCGAUCAGCUGUUACGACUGUUUACACUCGUCGGUUGCGCGCCGCGCGGUGGGGCGGCAUGCGGCUCACACCGCCGCCGCCUCCACCGCGCUGUCGUCUAUAUAGGUACUAUAUAACGUCGCGCCUCUUGCGUUGACGCGCCGCGCGGCCAGUAGUAUAGCCAUCAGUGCCUCGCUGCCCAUCGGCCGGCCGCGAUCGUCUACUCAAAGUCUUUUAUAAUCAUUGAAUACGCUCGACCGAGCGCGGCUGUGUAGUGCGGCGCUUAUUUUUCGUUUCGCCCUACGUUACACUGUGGUGGUGCCGAGGAGAAUUUCGUGCUUACCCUGAUACUGUGCGCUGUAUGCUUUGUGCGGUGCCAUGACGACUGCAAGUUGAUUGUUGCUCAAUAUAGAGUAUAUAGAUUCAAUAUAGUAUAUACACUGCGCUGGAGAGAGGAACUAACUCGCGGCUUUCUGCGGCGCUUGUAUACCUAUACACGCACAUACACCCGCGAGCUGGAGUUUGAUUUUCCCGGUCGCCUGCGCUGCAGUAGAGGACUCGUGUAUCACCGGCGCCAGCCUCCAGUCGCGCGAAGAUGGGGGCGAUGUUCAGGAGCGAGGAGAUGGCCCUGUGCCAGCUGUUCAUUCAGCCGGAGGCGGCUUAUCUCUCGGUGUCGGAGCUCGGCGAGACUGGGACCGUCCAAUUUCGCGACCUCAACGGGGACGUGAACUACUUCCAAAGGAAGUUCGUCAACGAGGUGCGACGAUGCGACGAGAUGGAGCGCAAGCUGCGCUACAUCGAGGCCGAGGUGCAGAAGGACGGCGUGCCGAUCGAGGACAACCUGAAGGAGCUGCCGAGGGCCCCGAACCCCCGUGAGAUCAUCGACCUGGAGGCCAGGAUCGAGAAGACGGAGAACGACAUCCUCGAGCUGAGCCAGAACGCGGUGAACCUCAAGAGCAACUACCUCGAGCUCAUGGAGCUGCGCCACGUGCUCGAGAAGACCCAGGUCUUCUUUACCGAGAAUCAAGGUUCGCUUCUUCUUCUGUACCAACAGGAAGAGGCCAACGACUCCAUCACCCGCGCCCUCAUCAACGAGGAGAUGAACCAGAUACAGACGGCUUCCAGUCGGGGACGUCUCGAGUUCGUCGCUGGGGUGAUCAACCGCGAGCGCAUGCCGGCCUUCGAGCGGAUGCUGUGGCGCAUCUCCCGCGGUAACGUGUUCCUGCGUCAGGCCAGUCUGGAGAAGCCCCUGGAGGAUCCCAGCACGGGCAACCAAAUCUACAAAACUGCCUUCGUCGCCUUCUUCCAAGGUGAGCAGCUCAAGAGUCGCAUCAAGAAGGUCUGCAGCGGCUUCCACGCUUCCCUCUACCCCUGCCCCAACAGCCACUCCGAGCGCAUGGACAUGCUCAAGGGAGUACGCACCCGGCUGGAGGAUCUCAAUCUGGUGUUGAACCAGACGCACGACCACCGCCAGCGAGUGCUCCACAGCGUGGCCAAGGAGCUGCCCAUCUGGACGGUCAUGGUGCGCAAGAUGAAGGCCAUCUAUCACACCAUGAACCUCUUCAACAUGGACGUAUCGAAGAAGUGCCUUAUCGGAGAAUGCUGGGUACCGAUCUCCGAUCUGACCGUCGUGCAGCACUGCUUGAGCGAAGGAUCGCGCCUCUGCGGCAAUUCCAUUCCCUCGUUUCUGAACGUAAUCCACACUGACGAGGAUCCGCCCACCUUCAACAGGACGAACAGGUUCACGCGUGGUUUCCAAAAUCUGAUAGACGCCUACGGUAUUGCCUCGUACCGCGAAGCCAAUCCUGCCCUUUACACCAUCGUGACUUUUCCGUUUCUCUUCAGUAUCAUGUUUGGCGAUGCUGGCCACGGUCUCAUAAUGUUCCUGUUCGCCCUUUACAUGGUGAUCGGGGAGAAGAAGCUGAUGGCCCAGAAGUCCACCAACGAGAUCUGGAACAUCUUCUUCGGCGGUCGUUACAUCAUUCUACUCAUGGGCCUGUUCUCCAUAUACACGGGAGUGAUUUACAACGACGUGUUCUCCAAGUCGACCAACGUCUUUGGUUCGAACUGGUACGUCAACAAGUCCGCCUUUCCGAACUUUGAAACUCUCAGCAAGACGAGGCUGCAGUUGUUGGAUCCCAAGCAGGCGUACAUCGAUUAUCCGUAUCCAGUCGGUAUGGAUCCGGUCUGGGCGCUGGCGGAGAACAAGAUCAUAUUUUUGAACUCCUACAAAAUGAAGCUCUCCAUCAUCUUCGGAGUCGUUCACAUGAUCUUCGGCGUCUGCAUGAGCGUCGUCAACAUCAUGCAUUUCAGAAAAUACUCGAGCUUCUUCCUCGAAUUCCUGCCACAGUUGAUAUUCUUGCUGCUGCUCUUCGCGUACUUGGUUUUCCUCAUGUUCCUCAAGUGGGUGCUCUACAGCACCGCGUAUGAUGGCCAAUUCUCCGAGAGUUGCGCUCCGUCGAUUCUCAUAACCUUCAUCAACAUGAUGCUCUUCGGCAAAUCGAAACCCCCGAAACCUUGCAAGGAAUUCAUGUUCGAGGGACAAGAGACGAUGCAAAAAGUAUGCGUCUACGCAGCGCUCGUCUGCAUUCCAAUACUGCUUCUCGGCAAGCCGCUUUACUUCGCUUGCACGAGGAGGACGAAGAAGGGCAAGGUCCACACGAACGGCCUGGCCCCCCAGGACAUCGAGCUUCAGACGAACGGCGUACCCAGUCCAAGCGACGCAGUGGCCGCUAAAGAUUCCCACGACGAUCACGAAGCCUUCGGCGAGGUGAUGAUACACCAGGCGAUCCACACGAUCGAGUACGUGCUGUCGACGAUAUCGCACACCGCCUCGUACCUGCGUCUCUGGGCUCUGUCGCUGGCUCACGCCCAGCUAUCCGAGGUGCUCUGGAACAUGGUGCUGCGUCAGGGUCUGCAGGCCGAGGAAGAGAACAAGUGGAUGAAGUGCGGCUUGCUGUUCCUGGCCUUCGGCGCCUGGGCGUUCUUCACCCUGGCCAUUCUCGUCAUGAUGGAAGGCCUGUCCGCCUUCCUUCACACCCUGCGUCUUCACUGGGUCGAAUUCAUGAGCAAGUUUUACGAGGGACAAGGCUACGCCUUCCAGCCAUUCUGCUUCAAGACGAUCCUCGACGCGGAAGACGCGCCGACGAGCGACGACUAGGGGCAGGAGGAAACUAACCGGGGGAGACAAGGCGUCUCUCCCGCUCAAGCCUACGAGCGUAGAUUUGCUGCUCCCUCUUGGUAGGAUUGGUAGGAUCACCGACAAGGGGCUGUUCGUGCAUUCGACAGACGUACACGCUCGACGUGUGCUCGCACUCGAAGAGAGAGACUGAUCGCUUUCCGAUUCAACGCCUUUUUCCGAUUGACCAUUUGCAUGAGAUUCUCUUUUCGAUUCAGCUGUAUAUCCUCUGCUAUCCUGUACUGUACUCGGUGUUUCGGCGUUCGAAAAUACACUGUGAAGCGACACAGGUUUAAUUCCAAGGGAUUUGUUCGAUAGACGGUAGGGGAUUUGGCGAGAAAAUGUAUAUGCGUAUAAAAAGAACGACAGAAAAAGCAAUAUCCGAGGGCUUUGCGCGAAACGAAGUAUUAUAACACACAUAUCAAGGAAACGUUGAAAUGCCGAUAUUUUGUCUAAAAUGCAGAGAAGAAUCCAUGUAAACCUCCCCCACAGACCAAGCACAAAUGCUCAUGUAUUUUUUGUAACUUUCGACGUGAUGUGUCUUGUAUUUUUAUGAACUAUUGUUAUCAAUGCAGCCGAUGUAAUCAGGCAUCGUUUACGACCUAUAUAUUAGAAUACAUUACGCAUGGAUUUUCGAAGAGAAGAGAGAAGACACAAGCACGACUAUAUAAACGAAAAAUCAGUAAAUUGUAUAAAAUGUAUACAUGUAUAUGAAUAUAUUGCGAGAACGUAUUUUUGUAUUUCAAAGCCCGAUUCCAGGGACAUAAGCCGCGAUCACGUGAUUCGUUAUUUUUCUAUCUACGAUAUAAUAACUGUAUAUAAAGUGUAUGUACAUGUAUAAUUCUUCGAAUUCGAAUGCACUGACGAUUAAAACAAAA